Prosopis cineraria is the source of this 2951-nucleotide messenger RNA. RefSeq names its product pentatricopeptide repeat-containing protein At3g22670, mitochondrial. The record is from RefSeq and is a predicted model, not a curated record. The transcript is spliced from 3 exons. NCBI's taxonomy places the organism in Eukaryota, Viridiplantae, Streptophyta, Magnoliopsida, Fabales, Fabaceae. Bases 617 to 2287 code for a protein of 556 amino acids. Gene Ontology annotation, molecular function: protein binding.
UACACUUGCCUCUCGCUACCGCGGCUCUCACUCACUCCCAUCCUCCAUCUCGUUCUUCGCCGCCGGUCCUCUAGCCAUCACCGUCGCAUCUUCAGGUAUUUCCUCGCUCUCUGUCUCGUUCUUUGCCUUCAGCCUUAAGCCUUGAAGCUCAGGUGCCCAGUACUCCGUUGUUCUUGAGGGCAAUCUUCUCAGGUUCGUCCUUCCGUUGGAACUAGGAACCUUCGGCCACCUCUCCUUCACCUUCAAUCUCCAUCAGGGCCGCAAAUAAAUUUUGAUGAUUCUGCAUUGGCCAAACAAUUUGGAAUCGUGUAUUCGGAAAAGAGAUUUCGUUUUGGUACACAUUAGACGAAUACUAAUAGAAAGUCGCUUAACAUUGAAGAAUAGAGAGGUCGCAAAACAUUUUUCGGUGUUCACUUUCCUUCUUCCAAUUAUAGUCACUUUGUAUCAGCUCACACGCUAAAUUAGUGUAUAUAGCAUAGAUAGGGAAGACGAAGGAAUCAAUCCCACUUGUUGCUGAAUGUUGUGCUUUUGAUGAAUAAGAGAUACUCUGGAGAGGGUUUCCAGGACAGAAUCCAAACGGUACUUAAACCCUGGUUGUAUUAUUUUUCAUAGAAGAAUGCAGAGUUCGCUGAAAAUGCUGUCUAAGUUGCAAAUCCUGAAACUCAUUCACCAUUGUCUUCCUCAAAGGCUUACCAACAGUAAUGGGUUGUGCUACUUCUUGUACGGCAACCCACUUUGUACAAUGGUCGAUUCUCAGCAAGCUCCUGAGUCACCAGAACUUCCAGUUUGGGUCAAGUUACCUGACAACCAAACCCCUGAAAGCUCAGAUUCUGAUGAUGACUUCGUUAUCCCUGCACUUGCUGAUUGGGUUGAUGCCCAUAUGCUUAAUGGUCGAACCCAAGUAAUGAGACUCUCUUUGAGGGAGGACAAGGAUGAAAAUGAUGUCACAGCAAUCAGCACAGUUCUUAAAGAACCACAUCCUUCUCCAGACAAAGUUGUUGAAUCGCUAAAAAGGUAUGAGUUUCUUGUGUCAGAGAAUCUGGUUCAAAAGAUUUUGAAAAGAUUUUGCAAUGACUGGGUACGAGCUUUAGGGUUUUUCACAUGGGCAAAAACACAAACAGGCUAUGUGCAUUCUCCGAAAUUGUACAACUUCAUGAUCGAUAUUUUGGGCAAGGCAAAGAAAUUUGAUCUUAUGUGGGACUGUGUUCAGGAAAUGUAUCAACUUGAAGGGUAUUUGACAUUAGAUACAAUGGUUUGUGUAAUGAGGAGGCUUUCCAAGGCAGAAAAGUAUGAAGAAGCUGUGGAAGCAUUCCAAAAUAUAGAGCGGUUUGGUGUGAACAAGGACAUAGUGGCAAUGAAUGCACUUAUGGAUGCAUUGGUGAAAGAAAAUAGUGUUGAGCAUGCUCACAAAGUUCUUUUGGAGUUUAAGGACUCGAUUUCUCCAGAUUCUCUGUCAUUCAAUAUCCUGAUUCAUGGAUUUUGUAAAGCUAGGAAACUUGACCAAGCCUAUAAAGUAAUAGAGGACAUGAGGAAACAUGGGUUUCACCCAGAUGUUAUUACAUACACUAGUGUCAUUGAAUCAUAUUGCAGAGAGAAGGAUUUCCGCAAAGUGAGAGAAGUUUUUCAAAAGAUGGAGGAAAACGGUGUGUCUCCUAGUGUUAUCACCUACACUAUUUUCAUGCAUGCUUUAGGGAAGGCUGGGCAAUUAUCUGAAGUUCUGGGUCUUUAUGAGACAAUGAAGAGCAAUGGUUGUGCACCAGACCCGCCAUUUUAUUCCUCACUGAUAUUCAUUUUUGGCAAAGCGGGCAGGCUUAAAGAUGCACGCGAUCUGUUUGAUGAUAUGCCAAGGCAAGGGGUUAUUCAAGAUGCGCUCACGUACAAUACCAUGAUCUCUGUUGCUUGUGCGCACUCACAGGAGGAGACUGCUCUUAGUUUGCUAAAGGAAAUGGAAGAGAAAUCAUGUAAGCCAAACAUCGAGACUUAUCAUCCAUUACUGAAGAUGUGUAUCAAAAAGAAGAGAAUGAAGGUGCUGAACUUUCUGUUGGACCACAUGUUCAGAAAUGACGUGAGUCUUGAUUUGGCAACUUAUUCACUUUUGAUAGCUGGUAUGUGUAAAAGUGGAAAACUUGAUCGUGCUUGCUUGUUCUUCGAGGAAAUGAUCUCACAGGGGCUAGAUCCAAUGCGCAGUACGUACAAUAAAUUGUUGGGGGUGCUCCAAAGCAAGAGUAUGCUAAAAGAAAAGGAACAUAUUGAGAGUUUGUAUCAUAGAAGCAAAAAUGCAUUGUAAAUUUGGCUGACCUAGUUUCAGAUCCAGCAAAUAUUUUGCCAGUUAUGAAUCACUGAGCUCCAUUUUUGUUUUUCACUUCUGAUUUUCAUAAAAUUUUAAUCUCCUUCUCUUAGUAGGCAGCAUAUGAGCUGCACAGCAAGGCAAAAAAAGAGAGAGACUUGAGCUUCUGGGUAUGUAAUUUGGUUGUGAUGGAUCACUAUUGUAGCUCGUAAGCAGUUACCAAUAAGGACUUACAGACAUCAGGCCCUUGACUUAAUAGAGCCAGAAUGCCUAUUUUGCAUCGGUUACUGCAUUGCAUGCACAGUUCAGACUUUGCUGGGGCAUCUUGCUGAAUGGAAAACCAUCAAAGGAAGAAAAGAUCUGGAUGAACCUAGAAAACGGUAUAUGGAAAGAUCUGGAUCAAUUAUCAUUUCUAUUGUAUUGUUGAUGUCUGAUGCAGUUUCCUGCAGCACUGUGGAACGAGAUCUUAACAAAUUAUUGGAACUCCAUAUCACUGUAUUUUAUAUCCCUUUACUAAUUCACUGUGAGGAAAGUGAGGAAAAUGAUAUGAAUGAAGUAGGCAGUGAAUAGUGAUAACUACUGAGAAUUUGUAUGGUUUCAUAAGAACCAAAACUACAUGAAACCAAAAUCUGGGUAAGUAAUGCGACUUUGAAUUGAUGCUCAA